AUGUUCGCAAACUCCAUAAACAAUAUAUGGUCUCAAGCAAGCCCCCUCGCUUGGUUUCAGAGGUUUAGCGCUUUUCUACUUCGGGUUGGUUUCAUCCAAAGUCGAUCUAAUUCAUCCUUUGUGUAUCGUGAUGGCUCACAUGUCCUGAUUUUGCUCCUCUACGUUGAUGAUAUUGUGUUUACGGGCAGUAAUCCCUCUCAACUCUCCACUUUUAUUCAUGCUCUUCGUAUUGAAUUUGAGGUUAAAGAUCUUGGUAGGCUUAAUUACUUUCUUGGCAUCGAAGUCUCACAUAUCAAAGAUUUUGUUCACCUUACACAAAAUAAAUAUACACUCGAUCUUCUCCGAAAAAGUAAUCUUCUAGACUGUAAACCAGUCUCAGUCCCCAUGGCUUCCCAAACCUUUACUUCUCGCACUGAUGGGUCUCCUCUUGCUGAUCUAACUCCAUAUCGCCACCUCAUGGGUGCUCUUCAGUAUCUCACCAUAACUCGCCCCAAUAUAGCCUACGCAGUUCAACAUGUUUCUCAAUUCAUGAGUUCUCCCAGUGAUACACAUUUGGAGGCUGUGAAACGUAUACUUCGUUACCUUAAAGGAACUCUUGGGCAUGGUUUAUCCCUUUGUCGUUCCCAUGAUUCUUCUCUUCUUAUUGCAUACUCGGAUGCCGAUUGGGCAGGGUGUCCAGACACUCGUCGAUCGACUACAGGGUAUGUAUCUUUUUGGGACCCAAUCUCAUUUCAUGGAGUGCCAAGAAACCACGUAUAG
Messenger RNA from Prunus avium (sweet cherry), 759 nucleotides. The record is from RefSeq and is a predicted model, not a curated record. Lineage: Eukaryota; Viridiplantae; Streptophyta; Magnoliopsida; Rosales; Rosaceae.